UUUACUCAAUUUGCUAGUAUAAUAAAUUUCUCUGUUGCCCUCUCUGCAAAACAAAUUUUACAUUUAAAUACAAUUUUUUCUUCUGUCUGCUAGCUAGCUUGCUAUCAGUUAAACUGAAGAGGAGAGUUGAGAAUUUCCAUGGUGCUCUAGUGCUCUCUCUGGUGUAUUAAUGCCCUACCCGUUUUGGAUAAUUGAGGAUUGAAAUCUGGUUAGAGCAACGAACAUGAAAGCAAAUACAAAUCUCUGAUUAAUUCAAAUGAGAGAAGAGGGCUAGUGAGGAAUUCAGAAGACGAUGAUCUCAAGUUCGAGAGAAAGAGGUCUCGAAGCAAAGCAAGAGAAUGACAUGAGCAAGAUUGACAAGUCGAAGAUAGCAUCGAGUUCAAGGCAAUGGUCAGCGUUUCGAAAUCCAAGAAUCGUGCGAGUUUCACGUACUUUUGGCGGAAAAGACAGGCACAGCAAAGUGUGCACAGUAAGGGGAUUGAGGGACAGAAGGAUAAGGCUUUCAGUUCCCACCGCAAUUCAGUUAUACGAUCUUCAAGACAGACUUGGACUUAAUCAGCCUAGCAAGGUAAUAGAUUGGUUACUAGAUGCCACUAAAAAUGAUAUUGACAAGCUCCCACCUCUUCAAUUCCCACCAGGAUUUGGCCAAUUCCAUCACCAAAUGUUUCUUCCUCAUCAUGAAUUAUCGCCUUCGAUUAAUUCCAUUUCUCAGUCUUUGCCUUUUGCUUCCUUUUUCGAUGCAAAUCAUUCUAAUCCUUCUAAUUUCUUGAAGGAUGGAAUGUCAGGGUUACAUAGUUCCUUAGGGAUUAAGACCAAUAGUGUUGGUGAUGGGGAUCAUGAUGAUCAUCAUCAGUCAAUAAAUAUGGCAAAAGUUAAGCCAUAUUGGGACAUGGAUUAUGCUAAUAAUUCAUUCAGAACUGCAGCAAAAUGUAAGGAAGUUGAUAAUCAUCAAAAUAAUACUCCAUCAGCUGCAGGCAAAGGCAAAUGGAUUAAGUCAAGUGUAGUACAAAAUCGAGAUCAAGAUAAUCAAGAUCAUGGACCAAUCAGUGGCGGGUAUUUGCCAUCGUCAUCAGCUCAAAAAUUCUUUCCUCUAGCUAAUCAUUGCUACCUAAACAAUCCCAUGCCUUUCAAUUCCUACUACCAUUACAAUUGGGAUCCUUCUUCAAGCUUGUCUCUAUCACAAUUUGGAGGCCAUGGUUACCAGCCCCAGCUAGAUCAAAGUAAUAAUAAUUCUCUCAAUGAUGCAGCUGUUACUUUGGCCACACCACCAUCUUCUUCAUUGUCCCUCUCUUCUACGCCAUCUCACUCUCAACUAUUGUUUUGUCCGCCUCCGCAACUCCCACCAUCAUUUCCAUCAUACCCAACUCCGUAUCUUACUACUCCGGCCGCGCCGGAGAGUAGUGAUCAGGCCAGGCAGAUCAACCAUUUGCAGAUGUUAACAAGUAAUAAUUCUCUGAAAUUGAGCUCAUCAGCUAUGAAGGUUCCAUUCCAGUUGAAUGUAAAUUAUAGUGCUGGUGAUAUGCAAAAUCACAAUAAAGGUAGCCCAAGCAGACAAGGAUAACAAUGAUUCUUGAGGAUCUUUCCAUAGUGGCUUUAAUUUCUUGAUUUUGUGUGUGUAUACAUAUAUAUACACCUCAGCACGGAAUAUAGAGCUGAGACUUAAGGCUAUGAGGGGAAUUGUACGUGUUACAGAAUCAAGACCCUGAAGCACUAGCAAAGCAAGAAUCCUGAAGAGGCCUUUUUAUAAAUGUACACAUGCAACCAAACGAGUAGUACAAGAGAAACCAGCUCGCAUGGGCAUUGGUGUACCUCCAAGUAAGUAAGAUAUAUAUAUUUAUAUAUACAGUGUUGAUUUUCUCAUGAGUUUGAUAUAUAGAUAACGAUCUGCAGGCAGUUAGUGACCUGAUAGGUGGAAGUUUGUAAUUUG
Molecule: messenger RNA, 1927 nt
Organism: Carica papaya (papaya)
Lineage: Eukaryota; Viridiplantae; Streptophyta; Magnoliopsida; Brassicales; Caricaceae
Gene: TCP17
Product: TCP domain protein 17
Cellular component (GO): nucleus
Molecular function (GO): DNA-binding transcription factor activity; sequence-specific DNA binding
Source: RefSeq, a predicted model, not a curated record